Frankliniella occidentalis (western flower thrips) is the source of this 4624-nucleotide messenger RNA. RefSeq lists its product as uncharacterized. Bases 77 to 1006 code for a protein of 309 amino acids. Lineage: Eukaryota; Metazoa; Arthropoda; Insecta; Thysanoptera; Thripidae. The transcript has a single exon. The record is from RefSeq and is a predicted model, not a curated record.
GAGGUGGAAGUUGUAAGAUUGGUGCUACGUGCCCAGCAAGGAUGGAAGUCCUAUUGAAGAAUGACAAAAAGUGGAUAUGACUUGGCACAAGAAUUAUUUUAGCCAUGAGUGUGACAUUCGUUUUAUGAAACUAAUUGCAACUGAAAGAGGGAUGAUUGCAACAAGACUGAGAAACCAUGAAUCCAUUGACUCCAUCCUUGACGACGUUAGGGAAUCAUUAGAAAGACCAUCAGAUUUUAAACGCCUUCACCUUUUGGAGAAACGAGACCUGUGGAAUCUUUUAAGGACUGUUGAAUUUAAAUUGAGACAUGCUCAUACUAAUGACUACACAAGUGUCGGAAUUUUAGUUGAAAAGUUUAAGAAGAGGGGUGACAAGAAUCCAGUAUUGUUUUAUAACCCCCAGGACCAGCCUUGUACUUGUGAUGACCCGCAAUGCUGCCUAACUGACUCUGAUUUUAUGUUAGUGAUAUCCACUCCAUACCAAAGAGAAGAGCUGGCACCUUUUACUGAUGACAAAGUUCUGAUUGAUAGCACGCAUGGCACUAAUGACUAUGAUUUUCAGUUGACAACUUUGGGCUCUGUAGACUCUGCAGGUGUUGGUGUUCCUGUGGCAUACUGCAUCAGUAAUCAUGUGACACAGGAUUUCAUCAAGCAAUUUUUUCGAGUUCUUAAACCUAAGCUCACAAAAUCAUUGACUAGCACAAAAGUUUUUAUGUCAGACAUGGCAAGUGAGUUUUAUAGUGCAUGGAAAGAAGAUUUUGGAGAAAGUGAGAAUGUGUUUUAUUGUACUUGGCAUGUGGAUCGCAGGUGGACAGAGAAGACAAAGGUAAAGGGUUUGGGCAAGCAGGCAGAAGUUUACAGAGCGUUGGUCACAUUGAGAAAUAUUUUAGAUAAAGAAUUGUUUGAGAUAGCAGCGGAAGGAAUGAAGAAUAUGCUAGAAGAAGACAUUGACACCAAACCGUUCAUUCAAUAUCUAAACAAGUCGAGGGGGAAACGACUAAGGUAAUCCGGCUGACAGCCGAAAGGUAAUCCGGCAGGGGUAAUCCGAGGAAAUUCUAAAAAAUCCGUGGUAAUCCGGGGGAAUUUUGGGGUGAGCCGGGAAAAAUUUGCGGGUAAUCCGGGGUAAUCCUAGAGAAAAAGCAACGUAAUCCGGAGGACCCUCCGGAGGUAAUCCGGGUAAUCUGUAAUCCGGCUGACACAAAGUUUAACAGUCGUUUUCCCCUCGAAACAAGUACAUCAGCUGCAAGGAGAAGUGGGCAUAUUGCUACAGUGGUGAGUUAGGAUUAAGUACCAACAUGUUAAUGGAGUCGAUGUUUAAAAAGCUCAAGUACAGCUACAUGAAAGGGAAGAAGUUGAGACAUUGAUGAGUGUAUGGAUAUUUUACUCAAAUGGACAAAGAAUGUGGCUUGUGAAAGGAUAACAAGAUUGUGCAAGGGUAAUAAUUCUUACCGACAAGGGCUUUUAAAUGACAGACAUAAAUGGAGUUAGGACAUAAGGAAAGAGGAUAUUGUUGAAAUUGAAGAUAAUUUGGCUUGGCGUGUUCCAUCUUCUCGACUAGGAUUAGAUAGCUUCUACACUGUGCAAAGAAAAGAAAAUACUUGCUCUGGUUGUGAGCUCUUUUGCAACCAUUGCAGUGUUUGUCAUCAUGAGUUUUCAUGUAGCUGUCAGGAUUAUGUUCCACAUGGCAACAUGUGCAAACAUAUUCAUGCACUUACUUCAUCAUUCAUCGUGCAUAUUGACAAUCCUGACAGGAGCUCAAAUGAGAAGAUCAUGAGCAAAGUGUCUGCACUUUGUGAACUUGCUAAUGAUAAUGGUUAUAUUGACAAUGAUAUUUGAAAUUUCUGGAACUUCUUCGGAAAGAGCUUGAAACUUCUGAACAUGUCUCUCCCUCUGCUCCUCUCACUCCCUCUGCACCUCUCACUCCCUCUGCACCUCUCACUCCCUCUGCUCCUUGUACUCCCUCUCUCUGCCUUUCUCCUCUACUUCCUACCCCAACACCUCUCUUUCCUCCUACUCCUCGCUCUCCCCGUACUCCUUCAAGUUUUACUCCAAGAAUGUCCCAAACGAACACUAUAAUAAAAAAGUUUCAACUCAGAGAAGAUUAGUAAACAAGUUUCGAUCAACCAAGAAAAAGCCAUUGAAGAAAAAGAGAAAUUUAGCCAAGCCAACAUUUUAUCAACAAGCCUCAUAUCUUACCAGUUUUGCUUUGGGUCCUGACCAUGAGGUCACGAAUGUCCAUGCUCAGGACUUUGACCACAACUAUAGCCAGAUGGAUUUGGAUGACAAUUACUGAUGUGUGUGGUUUUUGUUCCCGCUAUUCAAAAUUUAACCUUUCAAAAUUCCUUUUCAGAUAUACUAAUAUUUAACCUUUCCAAGUUCCUUUUCAGAUGUUCUAAUAUUUAACCAUACAAAAUUUCUUUUCAGUUAUUAUUUUGAAAUCGAAGGUAUUACAAGUAAGCCAUUUUUAUACUCAUUCCAUUUCAUUUGUAUGCAUUAUCAUGCAUACCUUUUUUACUACAUACUAAAUACUAUAUUAUUGUUACUUGGUACUAUUUCUGCACCCUCAGUUGCCGUGAAGUUGCCUGGGCUUCACCCAGGCGACCUGGUUCUGGAGGUUGUAGGCGAGAAUUUGUUUCCUUCUCGUCUAAUCUAUAUUGUAUUUAGUCAUGUAUUUUUAUAACAUAAAUGUAUUUGAAACAUCUGUCCUCUCGCAGGUUCUCUCAGUAAUACUUUUUUUAUCCUAUCCCUGUAGCAAAGAAGAAAAUAUGCCUUACUCAAAGUACUGCGGUGGUUGUAGUUAGUUUAAGGUUUUUUUUAAAAUCGCGCUUGCGGCCGUCGCGCUUAUGGCGGGUCGCGCUUGUGACAGUUCGCUCUUGUGAACGUCACCGUAUUUUCAUACGCCAAUAUUCGUCAUCAAAGGGCUUGAACAAUGGUGUUAUUUUGUGCAUCCGAGUAUGACUGACACUAACUUUUGGUGUGGAAUACUCCCGAGUUUAGUUUCUGAGUGCCCCAAUUCAACACUUUGUGCCUACCUCUCACUUACGUACUAAUUCGUACACCCAGGCCUGUACUAAAGACGUUCUAAUUCGUACUAACAGCGUAAUAACGCGUACUUAUGUAAAAAAAAUGUGUACAUCGGGAAACACAAUCAGAAACAAUCAUGAAACAAUCACACACAAUCGUAAACAAUCACAGACAAUCCGAAACAAUCAUGGUGGAUUUCGUCUCGUGAGACCCGUUGCCUCACGGUGAGGCGGCCUCAUUGACACCUGAUGCCUCAGGCACGUUCCUAUUUUCCUAUGCAGCCGACGCAUCGAACAAAACACAAUCGGUCUUACAUCGGCGCAAACAAAUGAAUGUCAUGUAUUGAUUCAAAUGGAAGCGGACUCCGGUUGCGGUUUUCAGUAAGUAAAGGGAUAGAAAAUAUGAAUGCGUCUUUUUUUUGCUAAUAAUUUACGAUAUCUUAUACUACAAAUAUUACAUAAGAUCGACAAGAAUACGUUGGUGACGUGAAUUGUCAAAGAGGGUUCUCAAAUAAUAACCUUGCUUCACGACAAUUAUAGAUUAAGAAUAUUUAGAUAUCUAACGGUUAAAGAUAUAUCAUACUCCCUUAACUGUAUAACACACGAUUGAAACAGUCAAAAUAUACUAGGUAGAGGUACGCCAGACCACGUCUCGCGUAACAGGCUUCGCGAUAUCUCACGAAACACUGUUACGCUGCGACGCGCCUGGCAUACAUCUACCUAGGCCUGCGGCGCUGACACCCGAGUCGGAAAAAGGCAGAGUCGUAGAUAGGCCUUUGGCUCCCAGAGACACAAAUUUUGACGAGUUACCCCACCAGAGAUUGUCAAAUAUCUGAGAAACAACAUUAAAAUGGUUUGGGGUCAUUUUCGUGUGGAUAUCGCCCUCUGGCGACUAAACGGUUAGAGAUAGAGCCAAACGGACAAAAUUUUGGCCCUAUGGGCUCUACUUUGACGAAUUACGUCUUAGAAAGAUUUAAAAAAAAUUAAAAAUUAAAAGGAAGAGGCGCUGAAGAGCUCCUCGACGACCCUGGAGAGCUUCCGGGCGAGCCUCAGCACCAGAACGAGCCUAACCAGGACGAGCAUCAGCACCAGAACGAGCCUCCACCGCAUGCAGCUCAAGGGGCACCAGCUGACCAACAGCCGCCUGCUCCUCCUGCUGGUCGUGGCCGCGGUCGCGGUCAACGCCUUCCUGGUGUCGCUGCAGGCCCUGGGCGCGGUCGGGCUGUUCCGCGGCGCGCUGAAUUGGACGACAUGCUGGAGCAGGCCAUCUUCCGGCGGCGGAACGCACCGCCACCUGCACCACCCCCUCCUCAUGAUGCGAAUGCGGCGUUCUGUUGGCAGAUAGGCUGCGGGUGUACCCGGUACCCGUGGCACAGCAACUGCAGGAUAGGCUACUGCAUCACUCGGCUGCGGACGGGGUGGAAUUGAUGCAGGAGUAUGCGGCGCAGCAAGAAUAGGAAUUUAAUUAUGUGUCAUUGUAUCAUUAUUAUUUAUUUUGUUUACAUUGAAAGAUUAUCCUGUGUAGCACAUACAAGAACAUAAGGAUUUAUUAUAAGGAUAAAUAUAAUUUCAUUGAAAUAAUACAAGUAAAAGAGGGUAGA